AACAAGACAUCGUCUUACAGGUGGAACAAACACCUAGCAACGUCCAGCUCUAUCCACCCACUCCAAGGAAACCAACCCCCCUCACAUAUCGAGCCAAAGGAGCAAUUGAUCUGAACUACCGGUCAAUCCCGUUGGUUGAGGGGGGCAAGAGGCGAGACUAUGGUGAGAGAAAGCAAGACCAGCCCCACUGUUUCCCCGGCUUUUUCACGGCGGAGCGUAGAAAAUGUGGGGAAGUAGAGAUCCAAAGACAGGAAGCGUGCGGGGAUAACACGCUAAUUGACAGAACUGACAUCAGGUCACCCCCUUGGCUACCUUGGCAAGUCCUCGCUUUGCCCUCUCCGCCUCCAUUUAUCGUGAUUAUGGUCGGAGUCGUCCGAAAGGAGCAAGACUGCCGUGGCCGCGGACUGGCCUAGAUGGAACCACUAGAAGGUAUGCGGGGGCGCUUGGCUUUGGUCUUGGGCCGCGUCAGAUCAAAAGAACUGUACACUAACCCACCCCCCCUCGGUCGUUUCAAGCUAGAUCCAACAGCAGGAAUCAUCGCAACCGCCCGACCGACCUGUCUGUAUCUCCUACCACAGAUCCUAUUGACCCCAGCCUUGGGCCUAAUCUGCAGUGCAACAGACGUCACUCCUCUCGAAGCAGAGUUGAAGCAUGUACCCGUUCCUCGACGGGCCAGGCCGAAAGACUUUCCUCGAAUGCGACGACACUUUCCGCAAUCUCCCGCGUUGCAUACGGGGUGGCUUUUCUGUGUUGUCUUAUUUCCUUCCCCCCAAGGCAAGUAUAGACGGUUGGAGACAGCGCGUUGCCAAUUCUUUCCACACCCACCCUCGCCAUUCGUCCAACCAGUCGGAGGAGACCGAGCAAAACAAAGGAUCUCAUAUCCCUCGGGCUUGGAACUCCACUGCCGAAGUGAUUAUACUUUCUUCGGCAUAUCGUCCACCAUCCUAAGCAGACAGUGCUCGGAUGUCUCUUCCUAACCGUUGGACUCGAAAGGUGAACCUCUCAUAUUUUCCAAUCUGAGAUGCGAUUGAAUAAAUAAACCGGCUGAGACAGCGAUCUGUAUUACCUCUCAGGCUGUAUCACUGUAAGGUAUCUAGAUAGGGGUAAACAGAAAGCUUGCA
This is a messenger RNA of Aspergillus candidus, 1121 nucleotides long. RefSeq lists its product as uncharacterized. The transcript has a single exon. NCBI's taxonomy places the organism in Eukaryota, Fungi, Ascomycota, Eurotiomycetes, Eurotiales, Aspergillaceae. The coding region runs from base 414 to 977 and encodes 187 amino acids. The record is from RefSeq and is a predicted model, not a curated record.